GUGUCUCUGUUCGGUGUUGUUCAGUGUUGUUUAGGUUUGCGUUUAAAGCCGUCAACCACGUCGACUGAUUUUUCAUUUUUAAAUGCUUUUUUAAAGGAAAAAAGCAAAAUAGUUUAGUGAAAGUUUGAAAGAAAAUUGACAAUUAAAUGUCUGAAUUUUCGUUAUUGUUUUGAAAUUUUUUCCUCAACGGGAAUUUAAAUAAAAAAUCAUUUUUAUAACAAACUGUGUUGUAUUAAACUCACCGGGGGCGUCAAUUUUUGAGGUUACUUUUCUCUAUUUUACCAGCCACGUCACAUAAUCUGAAUAAAAAUGGUUGCUGUUGAGUCAAUGGCGAGAUAUGUCUCACCGAUAAAUCCAUCAAUAUUUCCACUACUCGCCCUAGUUUUAUUAGGAAUUGGAAUUUUUUUCACAGCCUGGUUCUUUGUUUACGAAGUAACGAGUACAAAAUUCACGAGAGACAUUUUCAAAGAACUAUUAGUUUCUUUAGUCGCUGCAAUAUUUUCCGGCUUUGGUGUUUUGUUCCUUCUUUUAUGGGUCGGCAUUUAUGUAUAGUUGAAUUCUGAUAAAAAAGGCGUUUAAUUCGAGAUGAAAAAUUACACAAGAUCUUUAAGAUACACUCUGUACAGAAAAUGAAACUAAUGUCAUUCCUAUGUUAAAUGUAUGUUAUUUCACGACGUUUUUUAUAUAAUAAAUGAGACUAAAGAGAGUUUUAAAAGAAAA
Messenger RNA from Leptopilina heterotoma, 720 nucleotides. It is a transcript of the gene kud, whose product is annotated as transmembrane protein 258. Gene Ontology annotation, cellular component: membrane-bounded organelle. The record is from RefSeq and is a predicted model, not a curated record. Bases 310 to 552 code for a protein of 80 amino acids. Lineage: Eukaryota; Metazoa; Arthropoda; Insecta; Hymenoptera; Figitidae. Gene Ontology annotation, biological process: protein N-linked glycosylation. The transcript has 3 exons.